Molecule: messenger RNA, 2171 nt
Organism: Strongylocentrotus purpuratus (purple sea urchin)
Lineage: Eukaryota; Metazoa; Echinodermata; Echinoidea; Camarodonta; Strongylocentrotidae
Product: kanadaptin-like
Exons: 10
Coding region: 120-2156 (678 amino acids)
Molecular function (GO): protein binding; mRNA binding
Source: RefSeq, a predicted model, not a curated record
UGGAAAAGUCGACGAUAGACCAAAACGAAGUGGUGUCGUCGAGUAGCGAUGAUGUGGAAACAAAUCGAUGUCUAAAUGCAGGUGAAGUAUCAUCAAGCGAUACUGGUGGGCUUUCCAGAAUGGCUGAUGACACAUCGAUUGAAGUUUUAGCAUCAAGUACUGCAGAAAGAUCAAGCACUGCAGCCACCGAAUCUUCCCAGAACUUUGUGCCGAAAGGAGCGGGUUGCGUGUCCAGCACGGAUGCCCCCAUACCUGCUGAAACCUGCGACCGCUACCACAGUGAAGAUUCCACAAAGAGUGAGAAAGAUGAUGCAAGUAAAAGGAAAGGUGGACAAGGAGCAGAUUCAUCAAGUUCUUGUGAUCAAGCAAUGACAAAAAACGAACCAAGGUUUAAAUUGCCAGGUAUAAACUUGAGUUCCACAAAACAAGGACAAAAAAGUUCCAGCAAUCAUGAAACUGCAUCAACAAGCUCAGGUUUUGCAGUUCCAUCAUCAGUUGAAAGACCUAAAAAGGGUACAAUUGCAUUUGCCUUGCCCAAGACUCUUCCAAAAUCAAAACACGGUUCUUUCCAAGGAAGUGAAGGAGCUCGGUCGAAACAGGAAGAGAAAGAUAAAAGUUCUGAUGUUUCAAAGAGGCUUGAUAAGAAAUCAGAAGAAAACGAAAAGGCAGCUGCUAACGCGCCUCCUCUUCCAUAUAAAGAACCAUCAUGGAGUGGUGUUCCUAGCCAAGAGUAUCACCUUGAAGUACUGAAGAAUGGAUCCAUUCUCUCCAAAGUUGCAUUGAAUGACAAACCCUACCAUGUAUUUGGACGAUUAGCAUCUUGUGAUUUUCAGAUGGACCACCCUUCCUUAUCACGUUACCACAUGGUCCUUCAGUAUAGACCUACAGGAGAUGGCGAGCAUGAUCCAGGCUUUUAUGUCUUUGAUCUUGGAAGCACCCAUGGGUCUUUCCUCAACAAACAGCAGUUAAAGGCUAAAGCCUUUUACAGAAUGAAUGUGGGACAUAUGUUCAAACUUGGAGGAAGUACAAGACUCUUUAUCCUACAGGGACCAUCAGGUGAACAAGAGGAAGAAUCUGACAUGACCAUUACAGAGCUGAAGGAACUCAGACAAAAACAGAUGAUGCAGAUGGAAGAGAAGAAGAAGAGAAAAGCAGAGAAAGAGAUGGCAGCUAUGAAAGCUCAAGAAAAGAAAUCAGAAGGCAUCGAUUGGGGUAUGGGUGGUGAUGAAGAGGAGGAAGAGUCUGAUGAAGAGAAUCCCUUUGCUUCGAUGGAAACCCAGGAAGACAGAGAGGCUGCUUACAUCAAGGAUCCCAAGAAAACACUCAGAGGAUUCUUUGAGAGAGAAGAUGUUGAGUUAGAAUAUGAAGUGGAUGAGAAAGGGAGUGGUUUCGACCAUCAGUACGUUUGCAGAGUACAGCUGCCUCUGGAUGAUCAAGUAGGGCUUCCAAUCUACGCAGAAGCAUCGGUCUCAGGCAAGAAGAAGGAGGCAGUCAUAGCCUGUGCCUUGGAAGCUUGUCGUAUUCUGGAUGCUCAUGGGGUUCUUAGACAGGCAACCCAUGAAAGUAAGAAGAGGAAAGCCAAAGACUGGGCUCAGGAUGAUUACUAUGACAGCGAUGAUGAUACGUUCCUGGACAGAACUGGAGCCAUUGAGCAGAAGAGGAAACAACGUAUGAAGAAAGCUGGACUCCUUCAAGAGAAGGCUCAGACAUAUGACUCUUUGCUUGCAAAGCUUGCAGAAGUUGAUGCUGAGCUUGCAGAAACAGAAAAGAAACUUGAAGAAGCCAAGAAAGUUCAACCAAAGUCCGGAGAAUCAGACAGCCUGGAUGAUUUCAUUGCUAGCCUGAAGGCUGGGGGCAGUUCACACGAUAGGGCUCAGAGGGCCAAACUUAAGUUCAAGGUGGUGGACCUUAGGAAGGAACAGUUCAGACUACAGAAGCUAGUCCAGGUGGCCAGACCUACGCAUAUUCCAGAGCCUCCCAGGUUGAAAUCCCUUCCUAAAGGCAAGGCUCUACCCAUGACUGGUUCCAUGAAAUCCAAAUCAAACUUCAAAGAUAGAUUCCAACCAAAGAUUCAAAUAAACGCUUUCAAGUUAAAGAAGGAAACAGAAGAAGAGGUGGAAGAAGAAGAGGAGGAGGAUGAAAAUGAAGGUAAAUAGCACAUAAUACGUAGU